CCAGAGAGGCCGGAGGGCGGCCUGGGGCGGGGAUGCUUCUCGUGUGCCCCCUAGUGGUGGGAGGGUUAGGUGCCAGGCUCCACCCUACAGGAUCUUCCAGUUUCUCAAGCCACUGGCUCUGGGGUCGCUGCCCCCAAGGAGGGAUCUAGAGGGGGUGGAGGAGAGGCCGGAGGAGCGAAUGCGACAAGCUGGGAAAAUGCGCUCCCCCAUUGGGUUCUAGAAUCCGUAAUCUCCUGGCAACGGGGCUGCGGAACCUCCGCAGACGCCAAGAGAGAGAACUGACACAGUUCUCCAAGGCCCCAGGGAAUGGUGAUGGGUUGCGUUUGGGAGAAGUAGGCUGGUUUCACAGCCUGACUGUCCCUAGGGGGAUGGCAUCCACUGCUACCAGGAGUGAGGAGAAAAAGGGCAGCCGGCAAUCCCAAGCUACAACCUCUGCAGCCUCACUGGGCGGAGGUCUGAAGAUUUCCCGGUCUGAGGAAAUCCUGACACAGAUCAGCACAGAACUCACUGACGAGGCCUUGUUUAUCGCUGCCUACCACAUGAAUCCUGUGCCCAUCAAGGAAAAACAGACACAAGACCGAGGGACUCAGAUAUCCAAACACGUGUGCUUCACCAAGACCCGAGGCACUGAUACCCGCUCUGACAGAAACCGUACCCGCACCAAGGCACACCUCCUGCCAUCCCCUCAUGAGAAGAACAUGCGUCAAAACUCCUCUUUUCACAACUCAUUCAACAGUUCAGUUUUGGGGGGAUUCCUGGUCAUGAGCAACAUACCCCUGAAGCCUCCAAAGUGCUGUGGAAUCAUCACACAUCCCUCCACCCUCAGCUGGCAAGGACACCACCAGAAAUCAAAAGCUUUAAUAAAGAGACAGAGAUCCUUCCCUCCUCCCAGCUUGGGCAGUGCUCUCAUGUGGCUUCUCUGGGGUGAUGCGGGAGGAGUGCCCCUCCCUGCUUUUGCCAGUGGGCAUGUUAUUGGAAUGGCUUUUUUUUUUAAUCUUUUAAAGUGAUUUUUCUUUCUCAAUUUUCUUUUUUUUUUUACUGCACCACAUGGCAUGCUGGAUCUUAACUCCCUGACCCCAGGAA
Messenger RNA from Hippopotamus amphibius kiboko, 1083 nucleotides. RefSeq names its product putative protein T-ENOL. The coding region runs from base 369 to 1007 and encodes 212 amino acids. Lineage: Eukaryota; Metazoa; Chordata; Mammalia; Artiodactyla; Hippopotamidae. The record is from RefSeq and is a predicted model, not a curated record. The transcript has 6 exons.